Prunus persica (peach) is the source of this 1056-nucleotide messenger RNA. RefSeq names its product glutamate receptor 2.1. Gene Ontology annotation, cellular component: plasma membrane. The record is from RefSeq and is a predicted model, not a curated record. The transcript is spliced from 4 exons. The coding region runs from base 1 to 1056 and encodes 351 amino acids. Gene Ontology annotation, molecular function: ligand-gated monoatomic ion channel activity; signaling receptor activity. Lineage: Eukaryota; Viridiplantae; Streptophyta; Magnoliopsida; Rosales; Rosaceae.
AUGGGUGCAUUCACGCAGUUUGUGAAAGUAAGAUAUGACCCGGACAAUAAUGAGACAGACAUCUCAGGAUUUUCAAUUGAUGUGUUUGAAGCAGCUGUCAAACAUCUCCCUUAUCAAUUGCCUUACGAGUUUGUGCCCUUCAAUGGCUCAUAUGAUGAGAUGGUGGAACUGGUCUCCAAUAAGCCAUGCAUAAGCUCUGGGCUGGAGAUGGUAGUCACUGUGAAGCCAGAUAAGCUGAAGGAAACAGAGAUGUUGGUGUGGCCUUUCACCAGAGAAAUGUGGUUCCUCCUGUUUGUUACACACCUUUCUGUAUGCUUGGUCGCCUGCUUAAUGGAAAUUGUACAUGGACGAGAACAAUUUAAGAACCCUUGGGCUCGGUUGCUGCUGGCUCCAUGGCUAUUGGCAAUUGUAGUUGUAACAGCUACUUUCACUGCAAGCCUCUCCUCCAUGAUGACCGUCUCUUGGGUCCAACCAUCUGUGCUUGAUAUUGAAACACUAAAGAUGACAAAUGCAACUGUUGGUUGCAAUGGAAACUCUUUUAUUGUGAGGUACUUGAUUAAUGUCUUAGAGUUUAGACCAGAAAAUAUCAAGGGUAUUGCCUCCAUAAGUGACUACCCAGAGGCCUUUGAGAGGAAGGAUAUUACAGCAGCUUUCUUUGUUUCUCCCCAUGCUAAAGUCUUCCUUGCAAAACACUGCAACGCUGUCUUUACCAAAACAGGAUCGGUGUACAAGCCUAGUGGUUUUGGAUUUGUUUUUCAAAAGGGUUCGCCUCUGGCUACUGACAUCUCAGAGGCAAUGUUAGAGGCAACUGAGAGUGGACAAGUGGAAAAGUUAGAAAAACAAAUGCUCUCCUCUUAUGAUUGCUCCUCUCCAAUCAACUCAAACAAUGGUUCAAUAGGUCCUGGACCUUUGUCUGGCCUAUUUCUACUAGCAGGUUUGGCUUGUGCAUUGGCAUUUUUGGUAACAAUUGUGCGUUUAGUGCGUGAGCAUUGGAGGAAUUUUCUUCCUGGAAUCAUGCUUGUGGAAGUUGAGCUGCAACCCAACCCUGUUAAUUAA